AUGGGUUUCCUGGUGAAAUGGUGUGCGUGGAUUAAAGGUAUUCUUGAAUCGGCUAGGUUCUCUAUAUUGGUCAAUGGUUCUCCGACUUUCGAGUUUCAAUGCUCGAUAGGGAUCAGGCAAGAAGAUCCUUUAACCCCUUUCUUAUUUAUCAUCGUAAUGGAGGCUUUAUCGUGUAUGACUGAAAAAGCUAAGGGCGUGGGGACCGUGGUUGGUAUUCAAACUCCCCUACAUGGGCCGAUGGUGUCCCAUCUAUUCUAUGCUGACGACGCUAUCCUUAUAGGUGAGCAGUUUAAAGAUAACAUAUCCAAUGUUAUUCGAAUACUUUGGGUGUUUCACAUUUGUUCCGGGCUAAAGAUAACUAUUUUCAAAUCUAACCUAUACGCGAUCAGAGUGGGAAAUUCAGAGUUAAAAACCAUGGCAGAUCUUAUUGGGUGUCAAGUUGAUGAAGUUCCUUUCAAGUAUCUCGGUCUAUGGGUUGGUGCUAAUAUGAAUCGGGUCGCAAACUGGAAACCGAUGUAUGACAUCUUUGAGGCUAGACUUUCUAAAUGGAAUGCGUCGACGUUAUCGAUUGGUGGUAGAAUUUUUUUUAACUCCUGUGCAAGUUAUCAAGGACUUGGAAGCUAG
Helianthus annuus (common sunflower) is the source of this 624-nucleotide messenger RNA. RefSeq lists its product as uncharacterized. NCBI's taxonomy places the organism in Eukaryota, Viridiplantae, Streptophyta, Magnoliopsida, Asterales, Asteraceae. The coding region runs from base 1 to 624 and encodes 207 amino acids. The record is from RefSeq and is a predicted model, not a curated record. The transcript has a single exon.